Molecule: messenger RNA, 600 nt
Organism: Vigna radiata var. radiata (mung bean)
Lineage: Eukaryota; Viridiplantae; Streptophyta; Magnoliopsida; Fabales; Fabaceae
Product: pre-mRNA-splicing factor CWC22-like
Exons: 2
Coding region: 1-600 (199 amino acids)
Source: RefSeq, a predicted model, not a curated record
AUGGUGAAGAAGAGACUCAGAGAAGGAAAGGAGAGCUCCCACUGUCCAGAACUAGCUCCAAGAGGUGCAAGAACGCUUCCCCAGGUCUCAGCUGCCAAGAAGUUUUUAACCCUCGAAAACUGUGUGCCUUUUAUAGGGAAGGGUGCCACAUCAGACAACUCGCGCCCAGUGCAAUUAAAGUCAUAUUCUCGCUCUCGUUCUCCUUAUAGCAGGUCUCCUGUCAGCAUGCGUGACAGAUCAUACUCUCCCUAUGACUGGCCGGAUGAUCGCUCCUACAGAAGGAACCGUUACAGGUCUGUUUCACGAAGUGCCUCACCCAAUGAUCGCUAUUAUGGAAGGCAUCGUUACAGGUUUGUUUCUCACAGUGCCUCACCUCGGCCAAGGAGAAGGUCAAGGAGGAGCUACUCACGGAGUGCCACUCCUAUUUCAAAGAGGAGAGAUUCUCCAAGCGUGUCUCCCAGGCCAAGGAGGAGUCCUUCAAGAAGCUCCAAGAGAAGUGUCAAAUAUUCGAAACAACAGUCAAGGUCAUCCAGUGUGGUUGCAAGUUCAAGAUCAGUAUGCAAGUCUAAUACUCCAAGAUCUUCCUCUCCUUCAACUUGA